Molecule: messenger RNA, 2235 nt
Organism: Coregonus sp. 'balchen'
Lineage: Eukaryota; Metazoa; Chordata; Actinopteri; Salmoniformes; Salmonidae
Source: the annotation of a GenBank genome assembly
AUGUGCGUGUCCAUGUGCAGGACGGGUGCCAAGGACCACACCCAUUCCGGCAAGAGCUCUGGUUCUCUGGGGAUGCGCCUGGUGCCUGUCCUGUAAGGGGCACAGUUGCCAUUAGGGAGAAAGCAGAGGAUAGAGUGUGAGGAAAGGACGUGAAAUUAGGAAAACAACAGGUGAUGCCGUUUAUGAUUAGAAAAACUAUGGCAGGUAGCUUAAUGGUUAAAAGCGUUGGGCCAGUAACUGAAAGUUUCGAAUCCCGAGCCAACUAGGUGAAAAAUAUGUCGAUGUGCCCUUCCUUGAGCAAGGCACUUAAACCUAAUUGCUCUAAAUGACAAAAAAAUUAAAAUAAAUGCUGUCUCAUAAUGAACAAAGUGACUUCUAUGAAGCCUAUGCAUUAUUUAUGGACAGAUGUCAAAAACUGGAUGUUAAUACAGACAUUAUAUUGCUUGACAAUGUUCAGUUUUCUACAUGAUGGAUUGUUUUUGUGUAGCAGGUGCAGGCUGCCAGUGCUGUAACUGUCCCAGGGUGUUGGUCAGCAGAGCUGCAGACUACUUCUCUGUCCGUCUGUCUGUCUGUCUGUCUGGGUGAGCAGGACAGGAGGAGCCAUGGCUAACAGGGGACCCAGCUACGGGCUGAGCAAGGAGGUGCAGGAGAAGAUAGAGCUGAAGUAUAAUCUGGACCUGGAGGCCCGGCUGCUGGACUGGAUCGUAGCUCAGUGUGGAGGGAACCUGGAGAGACCACAGCCAGGCAGACAGAACUUCCAAACCUGGCUAAUGGAUGGAACAGUGAGUCUGAAUGAGAAUGAACAAGCUCAAUAAGACUGGACCGCAGUCAGUGAUAGAGGACGAUCGCUUAUACAAGCUAACAAUGACACCAAUUUAUGCUCUCCUCUGCUUUUUCUUUGUCUCUCUCUCUCCCUCUUUUCAUUGACCAAUCUCUUCCUUUCUCCCUCUCUACUUCUCUUCUUUAUCCAUGUAUCUGUAUUCCUCUUCCUCCCUCUUCUUCCUCCUCCUCCCUGUAGAUUCUGUGUAGGCUCAUCAAUAGCCUGUACCCGCGUGGUAAGGAGCCCAUCAAGAAGAUUCCGGAGACCCAGAUGGCCUUUAAGCAGAUGGAGAAGAUCUCCCAGUUCCUGCAGGCUGCAGAGGUCUACGGAGUCAUCACCACAGACAUCUUCCAGACCGUGGACCUGUGGGAAGGUGAGCUGCACGUUCACUGACUCAUAUCAUGUCUCCAUACAUCCAUGUGACAUUGACAUGCUUGUCCAAUGACGGGGAGUCUCACAGUCUUGUCUCUGCUGAGCUCUGUCUGCCUGUACGGUACCUUCAAUACUCACAUUACAUUUACAAGAUCCUUUAUAGUCUGAGUACCAGUCUGUUUCUGCUAACAUUCCACUCAUUGUACUCCGUGUCAUAUGACACAGAGUGGCAAGGAGUGGAAUGAUAGCUAAACAGACUGGUACCCAGGCUAUUUAUAGUCCACUAUAUAGGUCAUACUCCAUGGAGACAUUUAAAAUAUUUUUUUGGGGACAAAUGACUCAAGAGGUAGCUGUGUCUAAGUUUGUUUAAUUUGGAACCUGUUUGCCUAUUUGAUGCCCAGCCUGUUCUUUGCUGUCUGGGUGUGGUCCAGUGUUUGUGAGGACUGUUGCUAUGGUUACAGGGAAGGACAUGGCUGCGGUGCAGAGAACCCUGAUGGCCCUAGGUAGUGUUGCCCUCACCAAGGACGACGGACAUUACCGUGGCGACCGCGACUGGUUCCACAGGUAAUGGACUGGCCACGACCCCUUACUUGGAAAACUCUGUGGCAGUGUUAUCUGAAUGUUUUGUGAGUGUUGUUCUACGUCUCAACUGUCCUGUCUGUCCUGGUCUGUGUAGGAAAGCCCAGGGUUACCGGCGGGAGUUCUCUGAGGACCAGCUUCGUCAAGGCCAGAGUCUGAUUGGUCUUCAGAUGGGCAGCAACCGCGGGGCCUCUCAGUCCGGCAUGACGGGCUACGGAUCACACCGCCAGAUCAUGUAGAGAUACCAGCGUGCCACUCAGCCAGCUGCCAGCCGUUCCCUCAGCAUGGCUGUGUACUCCAGAAAAAAGCUCCAUCACGCCCCUGGAACCUCAUGAUAUGACCCAACCAAUUUCCCCCCUUCCCCAGAAGCACCAGCAAAUCACACACGCACACACAUACACACACACUUUUACUGUUUAUCCUCAACCCAAACGGAGUGCUCCUUAUACCCCAACCACACCAUG